AGGAUGUAUUGAAUCCGCCAAUGACUCUUGUUCUCUCUCUUUCUGUUUCUCUCUCUCUAUCAUCAAAUUGGAGGUAACCCUUUCAGUUUCGACUUCGAGCCGCUUUGCCACUCCGUUACCUUUUGGAGUCAUAAUCAAUGAUGGCAGUCUUUAGAUUGUCAAGGGACAUUUACUCGGAACAGUAUCCCCAGGACUAACUUUUGCACAGGAGUUCGCUUGAAAAUUGCUGUAACUUGUGGAUUUAGAGAAUUUUGAGACUUCUUGACAUCAACUUUCACCAUUUGCUGCUGAAUCAUCUGGAUUGAGAUGGAUGACGGCUGUCAACAUGAAAAUGGUAGGCACAAGGUGGACUAUUACAGAGGAGCACAUUCCCCGUGGAAUUUGGCUCCUCAACAUCAAGCAAAGGAACCAAAUGCCUUAGUUAUGAAUAAGAAAAUUAUGUCCAUCAUAGCUGAAAGGGAAGCUGCUAUUCGAGAACGAAAUGCAGCGUUAUCUGAAAAGAAUGAAGCCUUGGCUGCUCGCGAUGAAGCCCUUCGGCAGAGGGAUGAAGCACUCGUUCAGAGGGAUAGUGCCAUAAUGGAACGAGAUAAUGCCCUUGCUGCCCUUCAAAUCCGGGAUAAUGCUGUCAACUUCCAAUUGGGUGGUGGAAUUCAACGUGGAUCAAAGCGAAUGCACCAUUCCUCAAACCAUCUUGUUGAAAUGGCAGAAGCAGCAUACAGCACAAAGGAUACUACCAUAACUGAGGCCUUCCCUGUGACUGUAAUAAAUUCUGAAGCUGUUAAAUCUCAUCAGGCCAAGAGAAAAAAGGAAGACAAGGAAAUUUCUUCUAAGGUGUUGAAGAGCAAAGGAAAGAAAAUGGGUGAGGAUUUAAAUAGGUCAGCUUCUUCUGAAGGAACUAAAAUUAAAUCCGAGUGGGACAGACAGGAUGUUGGCUUGAAUUUGGUUACAUUUGAUGAAACUACCAUGCCACCCCCAGUUUGCACAUGCACUGGAGUACCACGGCAGUGCUACAAAUGGGGAAAUGGCGGAUGGCAGUCAUCCUGUUGUACCACCUCCUUGUCAAUGUAUCCGUUGCCACAGCUUCCAAACAAGCGCCAUUCUCGAAUUGGUGGCCGAAAGAUGAGUGGAAGUGUCUUUACAAGACUGCUCAGUAAGGUAGCUGCAGAAGGCCGAGAUUUAUCUAUGCCAUUGGAUCUCAAGGACUACUGGGCAAGACAUGGAACAAAUCGCUACAUCACGAUCAAGUAGCAUGCAGGCAUGCAUAUGGCUUGGGCCACCCUCUGACUGGACAUUAUGUCAGCUUAUGCCUGGGUGAUGGUGAGCAUGAUAUGCUUAAAUUUUGUUAAAGGAAAGGGAUUUUUUGCUGAAGGCUAGUCCGUUACUUAUUUUAAGUAGUUGGUAUUGGCUAGAGCCAACUUCUAAUUUAUGAAUGGGAUAGCUAUGAAGUAUCUUUGUACAUGUGCAGUCUAGAUGUCCAGACCAAGGAUGGCUGCUUGUUUGCAGUCUUUACCUGUCCAGUAUGAAUAUGAAUCCCUUGUGAGACAAUUCUUCA
Molecule: messenger RNA, 1552 nt
Organism: Prosopis cineraria
Lineage: Eukaryota; Viridiplantae; Streptophyta; Magnoliopsida; Fabales; Fabaceae
Product: protein BASIC PENTACYSTEINE4-like
Exons: 4
Coding region: 307-1248 (313 amino acids)
Biological process (GO): response to ethylene
Cellular component (GO): nucleus
Molecular function (GO): sequence-specific DNA binding; DNA-binding transcription factor activity
Source: RefSeq, a predicted model, not a curated record